AUGGAGGAGCUCAGAGUAGAAGACCCACAGUCCUUCGUCAACUACCCCAGGGUGGAGCCUGCCAUGUUUGAUGAGUUGAUCCAGAGAGUGGGGCCAAGGGUAGAGAAGCGGGAUACCAAGAUGAGGAAGGCGCUACCUCCAGGCUUGAAGCUGGCCAUUACUGUGAGGUUCUUGGAUUCAGGGAACACCAUCGGCCUCAUCAUCCCUGCAAAGCCAUUGUGGAGGAAUACAAGGAUGAUCACCUGCCCCACGACUCCUGAAGAAUGGACACCUACUGGUGUGGUCUUCAGAAACAGGUGGAAAGUUCCUUAUGCUGUGGCAAGCAUGUGGCCAUCAGGAAACCUAAAGAGCGGCUCCUCGUACCACAACUACAAGGGCUUCUUCUCUGUGGUCCUCGUGCCCCCUUGUGGAUGGAGACUACAAGUUCCUGUGGGUGGACAUCAGAGCAUAUGGAAGUAUGUCUGA
Messenger RNA from Haliotis rufescens (red abalone), 465 nucleotides. RefSeq lists its product as uncharacterized. The transcript has 2 exons. NCBI's taxonomy places the organism in Eukaryota, Metazoa, Mollusca, Gastropoda, Lepetellida, Haliotidae. The record is from RefSeq and is a predicted model, not a curated record. Bases 1 to 465 code for a protein of 154 amino acids.